Molecule: messenger RNA, 3067 nt
Organism: Neopelma chrysocephalum (saffron-crested tyrant-manakin)
Lineage: Eukaryota; Metazoa; Chordata; Aves; Passeriformes; Pipridae
Gene: ITIH5
Product: inter-alpha-trypsin inhibitor heavy chain family member 5
Exons: 14
Coding region: 76-2946 (956 amino acids)
Biological process (GO): hyaluronan metabolic process
Molecular function (GO): serine-type endopeptidase inhibitor activity
Source: RefSeq, a predicted model, not a curated record
GCAGCGCAGCAGCGGCAGCAGCGGGGCUUCUCCUCUCACCUGCGGGGCAGGAGCCCCCCGGCGCUCCCCUCCAACAUGAUCCUUUGGCUGUGGCUCUGCUGGGGCUUCCCCACCUCGGCGGGGCAGCCCGACUCGGAGCUGAUGGCCAGAUACCUGGAGGAGCAGCUGCUGGCAGACUCCAGCAUCGUGGAGCAGGUCGCUCGCCGUGUCCCCAGACAGGCCAAAUUCCUGCAGAGGCUGGAAACCAGGCCUCGGAUGUCUGAGUUCAACGUGAGAUCCACGAUCAUUUCCCGCUAUGCCUUCACCACGGUGUCCUGCACGAUGGUGAACAGCGGAUCCGAGGCACGGGAAGCCGUCUUUGAGAUGCAGAUCCCAGCUGCAGCCUUCAUCUCCAACUUUACCAUGAGCAUCGGCAACAAGACUUACUAUGGAGAGGUCACAGGGAAAGAAAAGAAAAACAGCAGCGAUGACAAAACAAGGGAUAAGAAACCUUCCAGCCCCACAGAUGGAAGGGAGAAUGGCUACGAGACAUUCAAAGCUUCUGUCUUCAUUCCUCGCAAGAUGCAGGCCAGGUUUGUACUGCACUAUGAAGAACUUUUGCAAAGAAGACUGGGAAAAUACGAGUACACGGUGAGCAUCCGGCCCCAGCAGCUGGUGGGGAGGUUGCGAGUAGAGGUGAACAUCCUGGAGAACUCAGGAAUAGUUUCACUGGAAGUGCCUCCCCUCCGAAACAGCAAGCAGAAAGGCAAUGGGAAAGCUGAAGGUGAUGUGUCUCCUCCUCCUUCUACUGUAGUUGGACAAACCAAAACUUUAGCUAAAGUUACUUUCAAUCCCAGUGUUGUUGAGCAAACCAGGAUAGCCCGAAAUGGAAUUUUGGGAGACUUCAUAAUUAGAUAUGAUGUCAACAGGGAGCUGAGUGUUGGGGAUGUUCAGAUUCUUAAUGGGUAUUUCGUGCACUACUUCGCCCCCACAGAUCUCCCUCCUCUGCCCAAGAACGUUGUGUUUGUGCUCGACAGCAGCGCUUCCAUGGUGGGAACAAAGCUGAAGCAGACCAAAGAAGCUCUCUUCACAAUCCUCCAGGACCUCAGGCCUGAAGACCACUUCAACAUCAUUGGCUUUUCCAACCGGAUAAAGGUGUGGCAGCAGGACCGGCUGGUGCCGGUUACUCCAAACAACAUCAGAGAUGCCAAAAAGUACAUUCAUAACAUGUCACCUACUGGAGGGACUAAUAUUAACGGAGCUCUCCAGACUGGUGCAAAGCUGCUCAAUGACUACAUUGCUCAGAACGACAUCGAUGCCAGGAGUGUCUCUCUGAUCAUCUUCCUCACUGAUGGGAGGCCAACUGUUGGGGAAACACAGUCAUCCAAAAUCCUCAGCAACACCAAGGACGCCGUCCGUGAUAAAUUCUGCCUCUUCACCAUCGGCAUUGGCAACGACGUGGACCACAAGCUGCUGGAGAGGAUGGCACUGGAGAACUGCGGCAUGACGAGGCUUUUCCAGGAGGAUGAGGAUGCAGCCAGUCACCUCAAAGGGUUCUAUGAUGAAAUAGGAACACCCCUCCUCUCUGACAUCCGUGUUGAUUACCCUGAGGAUGAUGUGGAGCAGGUCACCCAAAACUUCUUUCCCAACUACUUCAAUGGCUCUGAGAUUAUAAUCGCCGGCAAACUCAUCAACCGCACCUCAGACAAGCUCCACGUGGAGGUGACUGCCAGCAACUCCAAGAAGUACAUCCUCCUCAAAACAGACGUGGCUAUUGACCUGCCAAGCAGGAAUGACAUCAGAGGUGUCCCCGGCCUGGAAGAUGGCAAAGGUGACAAAAAUUACAUCGAGAGGGCGUGGAGUUACCUCACCAUCAAGGAAUUGCUUAACUCCCGGUUGAAGAGUGAUGACAGCCAGGAAAAAGACCAUUUGAUGGAGAAAGCCAAGUCCAUGGCCCUGGCUUACAAUUUUGUUACUCCCUUCACCGUGCUGAAGAUGAGAGAGGCUGGGCUCCAUUCAGAACCACCUCAGGAGGAGUUUAUCAGGCCUUCUACUGAUGGAAUCAGGGAGAAGCUGCAGAGCUUGCAGGGACACAGAGCACCGCCAGGUAUACGCAGAGAGCAAGAUAAACAAGUACAAGAUAAACAAAGAAUUAAAAUUUCCAAAACUUCAGCGGAUGGAGACCCUCACUUUGUCAUUGACUUUCCCUCCAGCAAGUUCUCUGUCUGCUUCAAUAUCGAUGGAGAACCAGGGGACAUUCUCCGGCUGGUCUCUGAUCACAAGGAAUCUGGUGUCACCGUGAAUGGGCAACUGAUUGGAGCUCCUGCACCACCCAACGGCCACAAGAAGCAUCGGACUUACUUCAGCACCAUCACCAUCCUCAGCAACAAGCCAGAGAGGUCCUACCUGGAGAUCACACCCAGAAGGAUCAUCCUGGAUGACGGGGAAAGGCUCGUCCUGUCCUGUGGUCGGAGUGCCAUUGUGAGAAGCAGGAGCCUCGAGGUGUCCAUCUCUGCCAACUCCAACGUCACCGUGACGAUACGAGACACCAUCAGCUUCGUCAUCCUCAUCCACCGCUACAAGAAGCCGGCCCCGUAUCAGAGGAACCACCUGGGGUUCUACAUCUCCAACAGCAAAGGCCUCUCUUCUGACUCCCACGGGCUACUGGGUCAGUUCUUGAACCACGAAGUUAAACUUCUUCAGGAAUCUCUAAACACAAGUCAUCAGCAGGUUGGUCAGAAUCACACUGAAGCGUUAAAGCCAAACCCUACAAAUACCCUGAAGGUGAAGGGACGGCUCAUUCCUGUGGUGUGGAAGCAGAGGAGGAUCUACAAUGGCCAGCAGGAGGUUGAAUGCUGGUUUGCCAAAAACAAUGCAGACAAACUGAUUGAUGGGAGCUAUAAGGACUAUUUGGCUUCUCACCCUUUCGACACAGGGACCAGCUUUGGGACAAUUAACAGCCUUUAAGACCAGUCCUAACAAUGCAUUGCAGCAGGAUGUGUGACAGCAGGUCCCUUCUGAAGCCUCUACUAAUGAAUAUUUCUUUACUUUUUGGUGCCAAAGAAACUAAGGACUUUGCCCUUGGAAA